AUGUCUGACCAAAUCGCCUCACACGGUGUUCAGUGGGAGCUCCUCGUAGACUCGGGCUAUAUGUUGUCCCGCGGUCCCCACCUCAAGCGCGCCGGAAACAGUUCUCGUAUGUCAAUCGAGAAUCUCAAAACUUUCGACCCGUUCGCGGAAGCGGAUGAAGAUACCGGCCAGGUCAAGCAGAGUCAGCAGGACUACAUUCACAUUCGUAUACAACUCCAAGGGCUGCCCAAGAAGUUCGACCAGAAGAAGAUCCUCAAGGUGAUCAAGAAGAAGUUUGCCUGCAAUGGCACCAUUGUUACGGACGUUGAGAUGGGAGAGGUAGUUCAGCUCCAGGGCGACCAGCGCAAGGACGUUCAGGACUUUCUCACAGACAAGAAAGAGGGAUUAGGCCUCGAUACAAAGACUAUCAAAGUCCAUGGUUUCUAAGUCCGAAACCUUCUUACUCAAGCUGUCAACCACUGCUUGCUCCGUGUUUGAUGGCUAUCGCAAAACGCGGUAUGGGGCAGUUACUUCACGACAACAAGGAGAACCAAGCAGAGUUGGCGUAGGGUUACAGGAAAGGUCUUGUCAACGGAAUGCGACGGAUGACGGGAGGGUGGCUCUUUCAGGUCCCUGGCAUUUAACAAAAUUCCACCAGCAUUUCAGGAGUGAAUUCAGCAUGUGCUAAAAGCCAUUUUCAUGACA
Messenger RNA from Parastagonospora nodorum SN15, 684 nucleotides. RefSeq lists its product as hypothetical. Gene Ontology annotation, molecular function: ribosomal small subunit binding; RNA binding; translation initiation factor activity. Lineage: Eukaryota; Fungi; Ascomycota; Dothideomycetes; Pleosporales; Phaeosphaeriaceae. Bases 1 to 426 code for a protein of 141 amino acids. Gene Ontology annotation, cellular component: eukaryotic 43S preinitiation complex. Gene Ontology annotation, biological process: translational initiation. The record is from RefSeq and is a predicted model, not a curated record. The transcript has 4 exons.